Trichoderma asperellum CBS 433.97 is the source of this 1467-nucleotide messenger RNA. RefSeq lists its product as uncharacterized. NCBI's taxonomy places the organism in Eukaryota, Fungi, Ascomycota, Sordariomycetes, Hypocreales, Hypocreaceae. Gene Ontology annotation, molecular function: lyase activity. The record is from RefSeq and is a predicted model, not a curated record.
AUGACUCAUUCAACAGCAACGCCAUCAGAUGUUCCUUCUGAUCCAUCAAGUCCAACAGGGCAGCUCUGCACUUGGAUCUCAUCUCUUACAUACGACGACAUCAAUGAGGAUCUCCGUACCCGCGCUAAAUACUUCAUCUUGGACGGCAUCGCUUGCGGCUUAGUAGGCGCUCAUUUGCCAUGGUCUGAAAAAGCAGCAAAAGCUCUGUUGGACCUGGAACUCACUGAAGGCUCUGCCGGCGUCAUUGGCUACGAGCGUCGAAUCAAUGUUCUCAAUGCCGCCUUGUUAAAUAGCUCGUUCAUUCAAGGAUUUGAAUUAGAUGAUUGGCACACUGGAGCUCCAUUGCAUUCCAACAGCAUCAUCCUGCCUGCUCUGUUCGCCGUGUCUGAUCAUCUAUCGUUGAAGUCGGGCUCAUCAUCAACCAAUUCUGGUCGAGAUCUUAUUACUGCGUAUAUUGCUGGACUCGAGGUUGGCCCUCGCGUUGGACUUGCUCUCCACGGGCCUCACAUGUUAUCCAUGGGAUGGCAUUCAGGCGCCGUUUUUGGUCCUCCUGCGUCCGCAGCUGCUGUGGGCAAGUUCCUCGGACUAUCAGCUGGUGCCAUUGAAGAUGCCUUUGGCAUUGCAUGCACGCAGGCUGGUGGUCUGAUGUCUGCACAGUUUGAGUCGGAAGUGAAGCGUAUGCAGCACGGUUUCGCAGCAAGAAGCGGUCUUCUAGGCGCUCUUCUAGCCCAGACCGGCUAUGUGGGCAUCAAGCGCGUAUUUGAGCGUGAAUAUGGCGGGUUUUUGAAGCAGUUUAGCAGUGGAAAUGGUAUGGAGCCGCAGUACAAGACUGAAGAAAUCGCCAAAGACCUUGGCCAAAAGUGGCUGAUGCAAGGCGUUGCGAUAAAGCCAUACGCGAGCAUGGCUGGGACACACAACACAGUGGACUGCUUAGCAGAUCUUCGCAGCCUCUACCCCGAACUAUUAAACGACACAGAAAGUAUUGAGCGUAUCUUAAUCGAAUUAAGCAAGCCUGCUUUUGAGCAUGGAGGUUGGGAGGCAAAGCGGCCACUAACGGCAACCGGGGCUCAAAUGAGCAAUGCCUACGUUGCGGCCACAUACAUUGUUGAUAAUGCCGUCCUUCCGGCACAAUUCUCUUCUCAUAUGAUUGAGAGGGAUGUGGUAUGGGAUCUAGUUGGCAAAACGACGUGCGAGUUGAACAAAGAGUUUAGCAAAAUGCGUACUCGAGUGACUGUUUGGCUGAGGGGCACGGAUCCUAUUGUUGUAGAUAGGGAGGUGGCUAAGAGUCUUUUGCCCCCAAUGAGCAAUCAUGAGAUACUUGAAAAGUGGAGGAAUAUUACGGCUAAUGUGAUUGAUGAUGAAAGGAGACGGAAGAUUGAAGAAGUAGUUUUGAAUCUUGAAGAUUGCAGCGAUCUCGGUGUAUUGGGUGAGCUGUUGAUGGGUAUAACAAAGAAUCCUAUUAGCUGA